This is a messenger RNA of Leishmania mexicana MHOM/GT/2001/U1103, 753 nucleotides long. RefSeq lists its product as hypothetical. The transcript has a single exon. The coding region runs from base 1 to 753 and encodes 250 amino acids. The record is from RefSeq and is a predicted model, not a curated record. Lineage: Eukaryota; Euglenozoa; Kinetoplastea; Trypanosomatida; Trypanosomatidae.
AUGGCCCAGACGGUUGACCAAGUACUGUUGGAGUGGCUCGAGGCAGCACCACGGGUGCCUCACCGGGACCGGCAGACGCUGCUGCUCAAGGAACUCAUGUCCCUCCAUGCACUGCAAGCCACUCGCUUGAACGCGGGAGAGUCCGACGAGGAGGAGGCAGAGCAGCGUAGCUGGAAGGACAAUCACACGCGGGCCGCGGCGAAGGUGAGCGCGGCACUGCGCCGUGCGUUUCUUGAUACCGUGGACACUGAUGUUGCACGUCGGCUCGCAGAGUCGCUGUCUGUGUCCACCGACGUAGAGUUGCUCUAUGGGGCCCUCGACACUCACUGCAUCAUGCUGCUCCACGUCGCCGGAAAUUAUCUGCGUCGACCGGCGCGGAAGCUGCGCGGUGUGGAGGACAUCAUCAACGAGCUCAGUGAAUUUCAGGAGUCGGUGCUGCUUCUUCGCGUCGACCUCACCUCGUCCGCGCAAAGCUCCCCCGCCACCGCUUCGCCACCCACCCUAGUUGGAGGUGUGUCGCAGGUGAAGAGCUGGGUGGAGCAGUGCACCGCAGAGCUCGAAAUCGGCACCCAGGUGACUUACUACGCCGACGCUGAAUGCUCACACGCCUUCUUCGACGUACGAAGCGUGUUUGUUUUCUCUGCCGACGGCGCCAAGGUGGAGCGCAUUGUGAGAGAGCUGUUGCCCCGUGGCGGCCACGGCCUCAACGAUGUGCUGCGCGGCGUCCGCUUUGGUGGGUUUUGCGUGGCGUGA